This is a messenger RNA of Durusdinium trenchii, 2042 nucleotides long. The record is from the annotation of a GenBank genome assembly. NCBI's taxonomy places the organism in Eukaryota, Dinophyceae, Suessiales, Symbiodiniaceae.
GUCAUCAGAUGUGUGUUUGGAUGCUGAGUGCUAUAUUGAUUUUUGGGGGCUGAUUCAAGUGAUUUGGACAUGUGUUUUUUUUUGCGGUAUUUCAUUCUAAUUCUUCGGGGCCACUUGGGAUCAGAGACACGUGUUUUUUUCUGCCACCGGCUUCGUUGUUCCAGUUCUUCAGACACAUUUGGUGCUUGGUGGUGCAGACCAGACAGUGCAUGACACAACAUACUCAUCCACGCUCGCGGAAUAGCAUCAGAUAUCUAAUCCAAAGGCCCAUGCUCGGGCGGCAAAGAACACCAUGCAAAAAUUGCUCCUGAGACAUAUAUACGUUUCAAUGUAGCCUGAGAAGCAUACGAGUCUGUCGUUUCGACUUUGUCGACGUCAAGAAGAUGUCGAUUUGGGGUGGUUUCUUCAGACACACCUGGACCACGUGAAUUUUGCUCAGGCAUGGUCAUAGCUGAAGUGUUCAGACUAUAAACCACUCUUUGAUAGCAAGAAUGCACCUUUCAACAGUUGCCAGAUUGGACCACAUUAUGAGGAAAUUUAACCCACACGCUGAAGAAGCCAGUUGUGCAGUUCCAAUCUUUGACCGCCAUGCGGUAUCCUGGUAUGUUGCGUUGUUCGAUGCUUCACUGAUGAAGAGAUGUAUGGUCUUGGAUUGGACGGCGUUAACACGUGUUGCCUAUCCCAGUGCAAUUGGCCAUGGUUCCGAGUGCCAUUGGCCAUUGGGUGAUGCUGUCAGAACUAAGUCCCAUGCUAUCAAUCAAUAAGCAAACCAUACCGGGAUGGGCAUCCUUGCGGCCGUUCGCCACAUGCUGCCAACGUCGCAGGUAUGACCCGCAUAUCCCAAAAACGUCUACGAUCGAUCGUCUACGGGAUGUGAAUGGUUUGGGGCCUGACUAAGCGUAUAGUAUCGUGGAUUAUCGUGGUGAUAUCUUCACAGAUCCGGACGGUGUGGGGGGGGGUAGGACGCUUAUCUAGGCCGCAGGACCACUGGGCAGGCGGGUGCACGUGUGCUCUCACCGAUGGAUGUUCCGUCCUCCAGGAACGGCUGGCGAUUCGGCGAGUGCUGCUGCAGGACCCGGAGGCACUGGAAAAAGCCAAGGUGGAGAUCGAUCUCUUGGGCAGUUUGUGCGACCAUCCGCACAUUGUUCACUUCCAGGGCGCCCAGAUCUUCCGAGGUUCGGGCGCAUCGGCUGAAGCCAUCUACAUCUUCGAGCUUUGUCCCGGUGGCACACUCCUGUCCCACCUGGAAGCGGCGAUGGAAGCGGGAGGGAAGAGAGACGCACGGACCACGCCGUACUGCUGUCCUUGUCUUGAAGAACAAGACAUCCUCGCGGUGCUAGGAGCAACUGCACAGGCUCUGGUGUACUUGACGCGUUUGGGCAUGAUCCAUUACGAUGUGAAGAGCGAGAAUCUGCUGUUGGGCAACGACGGCCUUUGGAAGUUGGGCGACUUCGGCUCGGCCAGCGAGAGGACCUUCGACCUGACCAACGCCGACAAGAAGGCACUUUGGGAAGCACAGGAGUUUAUCCAUGGGCGGUGCACGCCCAUGUUUCGCGCACCGGAGAUCGCGGACGUGUAUCUCCGAUGGAAGAUCGGCCCCAAGGUGGACCUCUUCGCCCUAGGCUGCAUUCUCUUCGCGAUGAUGACAGGACAGCAUCCCUUUCCCAUGGAGUCCACCUGCGGGAACAUCACGGCGAGUUAUCGGCUGCCGCCCGAGGCCAAGGAACACUACUCCUCCGCGGUGCUGACGUGGCUCCGGGGCCUCCUGGCGCGGUCGCCGGCGGAGCGGCCCACGGCGGUGCGGCUGUCCAGCGAGGUGGAGCGCUUUCGACUCUUGGGGGAGGAACCUCCAGUGGACGACCCGCAACCGGCCACGGCCGCCACGGGAGCGCCCACCGCGCCAGCAGCGCCAGACGCUGCGGCGUGGGAGGCGGAUUUCUCGGCCUUCGCGCCAGCUGUGCCGGAGGGGGAGGAGAGGUCCGAGCAGCCGGAGAAACCAGAAGAAGAUCCUGGUGAAGAGUCGCAGCCAUGAGAAGCCAAAA